This is a messenger RNA of Cygnus atratus (black swan), 2968 nucleotides long. It is a transcript of the gene ACSS3, whose product is annotated as acyl-CoA synthetase short chain family member 3. Lineage: Eukaryota; Metazoa; Chordata; Aves; Anseriformes; Anatidae. The transcript has 16 exons. The record is from RefSeq and is a predicted model, not a curated record.
GCUCCAAGCGUCCUGCUCCGCGCCGCUUGCCGGGGGCAGCCGGCGGCCGGGGCUGGUCUCGGUCGAGCCGCCGCCUUCCGAGGGGUUUUCCGAGGGCUGUCGGAGCCCCGCGGGGGCCGCGCAAGAUGGGGCUCGUGGGCAGGCUGGCGGCGCUGCCCCGCCACGGCGGCGCUGCCCGGCGGUGGCUGCGGCCGCCCUGCACGGAGAGCCGGCUGCCGGGCCGCGCUGCCUGCUGCCGGGCGCCGGGCGACUACGAGGCGGUGUUCAGGGCCUCGGUGGCCGAUCCCGAGAAGGUGUGGGGAGCGGCCGCCGCGCUGAUCCGCUGGGACAAGCCCUGGGACAGGGCUCUGCAGAGCCACGGCCCCGGGAGCGCCUCCUGGUUUGUAGGUGGAGAGCUGAAUAUUUGUUACAAUGCUGUAGAUCGUCAUGUUGAGAAUGGACGAGGAGACCACGUUGCCAUUAUUUAUGACAGUCCUGUAACAAAUACCAAAGAGAAAAUAACAUAUAAGGAACUUCUUGAACAGGUGUCCAAGUUAGCUGAUGUCAUGGUCAGACAUGGUGUGAAGAAAGGAGAUCGUGUUGUCAUCUACAUGCCCAUGAUUCCACAGACAGUAUACUGUAUGCUGGCUUGUGCAAGAAUAGGAGCCAUCCAUAGCCUGAUUUUUGGUGGAUUUGCCUCUAAAGAGCUUGCUGUUCGCAUUGAUCACGCAAAGCCCAAACUUAUUGUAACAGCAAGUUUUGGAGUUGAACCGAAAAGGAAAGUGGAAUACGUAUCACUCCUAGAAGGUGCACUUGCAAGGGUACAAAACAAACCUGAGAAAGUUCUCAUUUACAGGCGACCUAACUUGGGACAUGUUCCUCUUGCCCCAGGCCGCGAUCUUGACUGGGAAGAAGAGCUUUCAAAAGCACAAUGUUAUAAGUGUGUCUCUGUUCCUUCAGACCAUCCGCUUUAUAUUCUGUAUACUUCUGGAACAACAGGCUUGCCCAAGGGUGUAAUCAGACCAACAGGUGGCUAUGCAGUAAUGCUGAACUGGACAAUGUCAGCUGUAUAUGGACUCAAACCUAGUGAGGUGUGGUGGGCAGCUUCUGAUUUAGGCUGGGUAGUUGGCCAUUCCUACAUUUGCUAUGGGCCUCUCCUUCAUGGGAAUCCUACAGUUUUGUAUGAGGGGAAGCCUGUGGGAACGCCAGAUGCUGGUGCCUAUUUCCGCGUGCUAGGAGAGCAUGAAGUAGCUGCCCUCUUUACUUCACCAACUGCAAUUAGAGCAAUCCGUCAGCAGGACCCUGAGGCAGCCCUGGGAAAGCAGUACUCUCUGAAAAGGUUCAGAAUGUUGUUUGUAGCUGGUGAGCACUGUGAUGUGGACACACUAGAAUGGUCAAAAAAAGUCUUCAAGGUACCUGUCUUAGACCACUGGUGGCAAACUGAAUCUGGUUCUGCAAUUACCGCUUCCUGCAUUGGUUUGGGAAACUCUACAACGCCUCCACCUGGACAAGCAGGAAAACCAGUACCAGGGUACAACGUGAUGAUUCUGGAUGAAAAGAAGGAACCAGUGAAGACGAAGACUUAGGAAAUAUUAGUGGUAAAGUUGCCUUUGCCUCCUGGAGCGUUCUCAGGACUUUGGGAAAAUCAGGAAGCAUUCCAGAAGUUGUAUUUCCAAAAAUUUCCAGGAUAUUAUGAUACUAUGGAUGCAGGUUAUAUGGAUGAAGAUGGCUAUUUAUAUGUCCUGUCUCGAGCUGAUGAUGUGAUCAAUAUCGCGGGACACAGAAUUUCAGCAGGCGCAAUUGAAGAGUGUGUUCUCUUCCAUCAUGCUGUGGCAGACUGUGCUGUUGUAGGCCAGGAGGAUGCAUUAAAAGGGCACGUUCCCUUUGCCCUGUGCGUACUCAGAGAAGAUAUAAAGACAGAAGAGGGGAAGAUUUUGGAAGAGAUUAUUGAGAGCGUUCGAAAUAACAUUGGUCCAGUGGCAGCUUUUCAGAAGGGGGUGUUUGUGAAACAGCUACCAAAAACGCGUUCUGGCAAGAUCCCACGUUCAGCUCUUUCUGCACUUGUCAGUGGAAAGCCGUAUAAGAUAACACCAACCAUUGAAGAUGCUAGCGUGUUUAAACACAUAGAAGAAGUGCUGAAGAAAAAAUCAAUGGGUAAUAGGUUAAUAAAAGUGUCAGUUACUGAAACAUACAGAGACUUUCUGUUAGGAAAUACAUAUUUUAAAAAAUAGUCAUGAUUGGGGCUAUUUUUUUUCUUUAUUACGUAAAUGGUACUGUGUUCUUUACCGUAUUGCCAUAGCCAAUGAAGCAUACUGAAGACUGCAUGUUGUCAUUAUAUGCUGUAUGUUAAGAUCACUAAAAAAUUUAAAUAGUAUUCAUACACUGAUAUAGCUUUGGAGGGAGUCACUGUAUUCUCAUUAUAAUAGAAUCAUGGAAUCACAGAACAGCCCAGGUUGGAAAGGACCUUGAAAGAUCAUCAGGUCCAACCUUUCAUGGGGAAAGGGAGCCUAGAUGAAAUUACCUGGUACCCUGUCCAAUUACAUCUUGAAAAUCUCUAGUGAUGGAGAUUCUACAAUAUCCAUUAUUGUAUAAUGAAACCAAUAACUUGAGUUUGGCUAAAACAGCUGUCAGAAGGUAAGUCACAAACUGAAGACAGCAAUAAGUAGGAAUUCUGUUGUGAAAAUCAUUGCAGACAUAACUUGUCUUCACUUAUAAAUUAUGAGCCUUAUGCCAGUUAAAUUUUUAUGAAUUUAAAAAUUUUUAAAUUAGUUUUCUCUAUUCCACUGAUUUUUCCUAAAUCUUUGUGCUAUAAAUUCUUCUAAUUGCUUUAGUCAAUGACUUUUGGAAGUGCCUUUUUUUUUUUUUGUAAAAUAAUAGCUGAUUUCUGUCUUUCAAGUCUGUUAAAAUCUUAAUUUAUCUAUAGUAAUGUUGAAUAGAAAAUACAUAUUUUAAAUAAAUGCAAGCAUUUACCCCUUGCAUUUUCUGAUAA